CAGUUUCUUACCGUAAGAGGGAGUUCAGACCUAGAUCUUUCCAGUUAAUCACACAACAAAUUUAGCUCAUUGCAAUAAAAAGCCGCUCAGAGCCGACUGGCUCUUUCAGGCACUGAGUCGGAACAGGAUUCUUCCACCCAGGCAUCUCCUCCAGUGGGACCCGCCAGCGCCCAGCACCAUGUGGGUGACCAAACUCCUGCCAGCCCUGCUGCUGCAGCACGUCCUCCUCCACCUCCUGCUGCUUCCCAUCGCCAUCCCCUAUGCAGAAGGACAGAAGAAAAGAAGAAACACACUUCAUGAAUUCAAAAAGUCAGCAAAGACUACUCUAUUUAAAGAAGACCCAUUACUGAAGAUAAAAACAAAAAAAAUGAACGCUGCAGACCAAUGUGCUAAUAGGUGUAUUAGGAAUAAAGGACUUCCAUUUACUUGCAAGGCCUUUGUUUUUGAUAAAGCAAGAAAACGAUGCCUCUGGUUCCCUUUCAAUAGCAUGUCAACUGGAGUGAAAAAACAGUUUGGCCAUGAAUUCGACCUCUACGAAAACAAAGACUAUAUUAGAAACUGCAUCAUUGGUAAAGGAGGUAGCUACAAAGGAACGGUGUCUAUCACUAAGAGUGGCAUCAAAUGCCAGCCCUGGAAUUCCAUGAUACCCCACGAGCACAGCUUUUUGCCUUCGAGCUAUCGGGGUAAAGACCUACAGGAAAACUACUGUCGAAAUCCUCGAGGGGAAGAAGGGGGACCGUGGUGUUUCACAAGCAAUCCAGAGGUACGCUACGAAGUCUGUGACAUUCCUCAGUGUUCAGAAGUAGAAUGCAUGACCUGCAAUGGGGAAAGUUAUCGAGGCCCCAUGGAUCAUACCGAAUCAGGCAAGAUUUGUCAGCGCUGGGAUCAUCAGACGCCACAUCGGCACAAAUUCAUGCCAGAAAGAUAUCCCGACAAGGGCUUUGAUGAUAAUUAUUGCCGCAAUCCUGAUGGCAAGCCGAGGCCAUGGUGCUAUACUCUUGACCCUGACACCCCUUGGGAGUACUGUGCAAUUAAAAUGUGUGCUCACAGUACUAUGAAUGACACCAAUGUCCCUAUGGAAACAACUGAAUGCAUUCAAGGUCAAGGAGAAGGUUAUCGGGGAACCGUCAAUACCAUUUGGAAUGGAAUUCCAUGUCAGCGAUGGGAUUCCCAGUAUCCCCACCAGCAUGACAUAACUCCUGAAAAUUUCAAGUGCAAGGACCUAAGAGAAAAUUAUUGCCGAAAUCCAGAUGGGGCUGAGUCACCCUGGUGUUUUACCACUGAUCCAAACAUCCGAGUUGGCUACUGCUCCCAAAUUCCAAAAUGUGACGUGUCGAGAGGACAAGAUUGUUAUCGUGGAAAUGGCAAAAAUUAUAUGGGCAAUUUAUCCAAAACACGAUCUGGACUAACAUGCUCAAUGUGGGACAAGAACAUGGAAGAUUUACACCGGCAUAUCUUCUGGGAACCAGAUGCUAGCAAGCUAAAUAAGAAUUACUGUCGGAAUCCUGAUGAUGACGCCCAUGGCCCCUGGUGUUACACGGGAAAUCCUCUCAUUCCUUGGGAUUACUGCCCUAUUUCUCGUUGUGAAGGUGAUACCACACCAACAAUAGUCAACUUAGACCAUCCUGUCAUAUCUUGCGCCAAAACAAAACAAUUACGAGUUGUAAAUGGAAUUCCAACACGAACAAAUGUAGGAUGGAUGGUUAGUUUGAAAUACAGAAAUAAACAUAUCUGUGGAGGAUCAUUGAUAAAGGAAAGUUGGAUUCUUACCGCAAGGCAGUGUUUCCCUUCUCGAAACAAAGACUUGAAAGACUAUGAGGUUUGGCUUGGGAUUCAUGAUGUCCAUGGAAGAGGAGAUGAGAAACGCAAACAGGUUCUCAAUGUUUCCCAGGUGGUAUACGGGCCGGAAGGAUCAGAUCUGGUAUUACUGAAGCUCGCCAGACCUGCUGUCCUGGAUAAUUUUGUUAGUACAAUUGAUUUACCCAAUUAUGGAUGCAUAAUUCCUGAAAAAACCACUUGCAGUGUUUACGGCUGGGGCUACACUGGAUUGAUCAACUCUGAUGGUCUAUUACGAGUAGCACAUCUCUUUAUUAUGGGGAAUGAGAAAUGCAGCCAAUAUCAUCAAGGGAAGGUGACUCUGAAUGAAUCUGAAAUAUGUGCUGGAGCUGAAAAUAUUGCAGCGGGACCAUGCGAGGGGGAUUAUGGUGGCCCGCUUGUUUGUGAACAACAUAAGAUGAGAAUGGUUCUUGGGGUUAUUGUUCCUGGUCGUGGAUGUGCCAUUGCAAAUCGCCCUGGCAUCUUUGUCCGAGUAGCAUAUUAUGCAAAAUGGAUACAUAAAGUUAUAUUAACGUAUAAGGUACCGCAGUCAUAGCUGAUGUAACUGUGCCUGAAAUUUCCAUCAAUACAACUCUCUUUUACAUGAGGAUUCAGAGAACAUGGAAUUAAAAUGUCACUUAAAACAAUCCUAAGACACUUGAGUGUCAUGUUUGUUAGAUACUCAUUAAUAUUUAUGGGUGUUUCCUGUUGUUUUGUUUGUGAAUGUUAUUUUGUAAAUGUUGAAGUGAAUUAAGGUACAUGUGAGUGCAGUAACAUAUCUCCUGAAGAUACUUGAAUGGAUUAAAAAAUGCAAAGGUAUAAUUGCUGGAUGAUAAAAGACUUAAUGGGAAAAUCAAUUAAUCUCUCUACACUGCUUUCCAAGAUUAGUUUCUUAAGAAUGAAUGCACCAUAAGUUAAACAUUAUUUUAACCUCACAAAAAUAAUUUAUACCUUGCUUUUUAAAAUUGUAACUCAGUAUUAAAUUAUAUUACCUUUCAUAUGCCAUACAUUAUAUUUCAUUUGUUUCUCCUUACUAUGUAUCCUGUAAUAUUAGUAUACAUAUGUUUUAUAAGAACUUGUACCCAUAUACACAAGCCUGGGUACAGAGGUGCAUGCACUAGAGUUCAAAUUGUGGUGUAUCUAAUGUAACCCUUAAGUAUUCUGAAAGAGUACUUAUAGUUUUUCCUUAAGAAAAAACAAACAAAUGUAAAGACCAGUAGAAAUAUUAAGGAAAGGUGCAAAAUAGAAAUGACAAGCUCAUCCUGAUAUAUAAUCUGCAGAUGACCUCUAGGGUUGGCAUUGAAGGUGUGUCCAUGACCCACAAUGUUAAAUAACACCUAACCUAGGUAGCUACAUGUAUUUAUCAUCCUAGUUAUUUUAUGUAGUUUCUAAUUCUUAAAGGGAAGAGGGUGAUAUGCGUAUUAGGGUCAUUUCUUCCAAAUUUAGGGCCACAUUUUUAUGUAAGAUAUUUUUAGAUUUAUUUUCCUAUAGUAUUUUUUAAAAUCUUAGAUGAAUAUGCAAUUGAAGUUUAAAAGUAUUUUGGUAUUUAAAAUGUAUUUCAGUAAGGUAACUCUAAGACUUGCUGUGAUUGGCUUCUAACUCAUCCUCUUUAAUUUUUAAAAAGUAUUUCAGGGGAAAAUUUUCAUGCCUUCAAAGAUUUGCAAAUAGCCCCUUUUCAAAUUAUUCAUUAAAGUAUAUAUUGAAGAAAAAAAUUGAAAUACUUUUUUUCAACCUGGAGGUCUUUUAGCCUAAUAAAACUUUACUCAAGUAAAGUAAAAACGUAAAAUAAAAGGAAAGAAAAUGACUUGUCCAAACUCUCUGUAUUCAAUUUUUUAAAAGAUUGAAUCUGAUAAAUGAGCUAUUUUAUCAAGAUAUCUUUCUUUGAUCUUAACUUCAUUUUACAUAGAUCUUUCCUAACACCACGGGAAAUAGUCAUUCAAAUUUUGUAUUCUGUAUGAUAAUAAGUAAAUUAUCAUAUUACUGUAUUUGUUGUGAUUAGCUGAAUAUCAUAUAUUGUCGAGAAGUGAGAUAAAGAGUAAUAGGAUAGGUUCUAAAUUUUUACAAAAUCUUCCUUACAGAUCUUUAAAAGUAAUGAUUUGAAUGAUUCAAAUCCAGCAUUCCCACUUCUCCAACUAGCUUCUCUUGAAUGAUCUUUAUUAAGGCCAAGGAUUUUAUUGAAGAGUAAAAACAGCAUCACCAAUAAGCCAUCAGACAUGUUGUACAAAACAGUUCUCCCUUUGGGAAGUUUUCUUUGUAAUAGAGGGAAAAGGGAGGAAUUGACAAUAAAAGCAAGAUGAACAAAAUCUGUUAUUUUAGGUGGCAGGACAGGGUACAAUCAUAUAUUUUUAUCUGGUGAAGGAUACUAUUACCUGGGCAUUCUUUUCUUAAUAAACUACAAAUCAUGAAAAAUCCAAUUUAUCCCAAAAUCCAUUUCAUUUUGAGUCAUGGAUCAAACUAUCUUUCAAAUUUGAAGUUUUCAUUGCUAUUUUUGUUUUGGCUGCUUGAAUAAUGGUCAUAUGUUGUUAUAAUUAUGGACAUUUUCUGAUGUCUACCAGGAAUAGUAAUGUAAAAUUAAAAUAUGUGUCAUAAUGCCUCUGCUGUGCAGAAGGGAUGAUAAUCCUUUUGUAUACUUCUUUAAUUUUAUUGUAAAAUAUGUAUGACUUUUACCUAUGUGCUGUGGGCAGGUCCUCAGUAAAAUGGUUUCUAUUGAACCAAUCUCUAGUAUCAACAGGCUCUUGCUUACUAUCUAAGUGUUUCAAACUGUGGGAAAUAUGAGACACUGGAAAGCAAGAAAAAUAACAAUAAUGGUAUGUGAUAGCAAAAUUAUAUUUCACUUAUUCCUGUGAAUAUUUCUUGUUGGUACCAAUGGUACUGUACAAAGUGAAUGUUAUAGCCACAGCAUUCUCUUGAAGAAAAAAAACACUGUCAAGAAGUUAAAAAUUGCUGUCGGGCAUUUUCUUGUUGUUUCAAAACAUAUGUUUUUAAAGAAAUACUGGUUUUGCAAUGUAGGGAUCAUGGUGUAAAUAAUUUUAAUAAACUCUACUACUAAAAAACAUUAAAGUGAUGAUUUACUAAGGUUCAAAAAUUGACUGCUUUCAAAUAAUUAUACCUCAUGUUUAUAGACAAACAUUUGAAAAACAAAAAUAAUUUGAAUAAAAAGACAUAGUGUGAACAAAUUACUUUUCAAAAUAAAGUCCAAAAAUAGGUUAUCUUUUAAAGUUAAAUUAAGUUCUGAACUAAGAAUUUACUAAUACAAAAAAAGAAAACAUUAAAACUUUCUGGACCUUAUAAAUCUUGACAGUGUAAUUUUAAGUAGAUAACUUCCAUUUGCACAAAAAGUUUCUGUCUUUACGAAACUGAAAAUGGAAUACUGUGGUGUUAUGACUGUGUUGUGUGUGUAAAUAGGAAACUGAUAAGCUGCCUAUUCAGUGGUAUAGCAGGAUGCUUACCCAAAAAGGGAACACUGUGGUUAUGACUUGUAUAUGAAGUGUCUGUAGUUAAUAAAGUUGUUAUUUUUAUAACCAUGAUUAUAUUAAUAUUAUUCUUAAUGAUAAUAAAAUAUUUUACCUAAAUG
This is a messenger RNA of Myotis daubentonii (Daubenton's bat), 5389 nucleotides long. It is a transcript of the gene HGF, whose product is annotated as hepatocyte growth factor. NCBI's taxonomy places the organism in Eukaryota, Metazoa, Chordata, Mammalia, Chiroptera, Vespertilionidae. Gene Ontology annotation, biological process: hepatocyte growth factor receptor signaling pathway; positive regulation of protein phosphorylation; negative regulation of apoptotic process. The record is from RefSeq and is a predicted model, not a curated record. Gene Ontology annotation, molecular function: signaling receptor binding; serine-type endopeptidase activity.